Neoarius graeffei (lesser salmon catfish) is the source of this 5961-nucleotide messenger RNA. RefSeq names its product mucolipin TRP cation channel 1a (gene mcoln1a). The transcript is spliced from 15 exons. The record is from RefSeq and is a predicted model, not a curated record. NCBI's taxonomy places the organism in Eukaryota, Metazoa, Chordata, Actinopteri, Siluriformes, Ariidae. The coding region runs from base 283 to 2028 and encodes 581 amino acids. Gene Ontology annotation, molecular function: NAADP-sensitive calcium-release channel activity. Gene Ontology annotation, cellular component: lysosomal membrane; plasma membrane.
GAAGAGUGAAAGGGAAGAGAAACAGCACAUCCAGUCACGCGGUCUGGUCACGUGACCGCGCGAGCCUUUUCUCCGGCUUGUCUGUGUUACGCAGCGCGAGCCGAACGUCGAGCACGAGCUGUUGCGCGCGCGCACACAAAGACAGCGCAAGGCUUCUGGCUGUGUGUUCCAGUGCUGCUCGGCUCGGCUCGGCUCGGCUCGGCUCGGUUCUGUUUUUAUUAUUUUAAUGAAUUGUGACCCAGACUCCCUUUUUAUGACGGAUAUUUCUCUCGCGCUGCCAACAUGGCCGUGGUGGACCAGAAUAACGUCAUUCACGACUCCACCGAAACGGAUCAGUUGCUGUCUCCAGUGAUUUGCUAUGGUUCCCGUGACUACAGCCCUGACCAUGGCACCUCCAAGUUGUACCCGGCGACAGAAACCUGGGCAGCUACAGACAAGGAAGAGGAAGAGCUGAGGCGAAAGUUGAAAUAUUUCUUCAUGAGCCCAUGUGAUAAGUACCAUGCCAAAGGCAGAAAGCCAUUUAAACUGCUCCUGCAGAUCCUGAAGAUCAUCCUAGUGACAGUACAGCUUGUGCUGUUUGGUUUGAGUAAUCAGAUGGUGGUAACAUUUAAAGAAGAAAACACAGCCUCCUUUAAACAUCUUUUUCUUAAAGACUACAGCGAUGACGCGGACGACACGCUGGCAGUGUACACGCAGAGUGACGUCUAUGACUAUAUCCAUUACGCAAUAGAACAGUACCUGCAAUUGCCGGACACCACUGUGGGACGCUACGCAUACGUUUAUGGAGUGGGUGUCAAUGGCAGCGCUCUGUCUCUCUGCCAGCAAUAUUAUAAAAAAGGCCAGAUCGACCCAGCCAACGACACCUUCACCAUUGACCCACACGUUAUUGCAGAUUGUGUAGGAGUCUCACCGCUCAACGUUCCUGAUGGCUUUGUGAAAAAUGACUAUAAAAACUUCACUCUUAAAUUUCACAAGCUCAUCAAUGUUACAAUACAGUUUCAGCUAAAGGCUAUAAAUCUUCAGACCAUCAUAAACAAUGAGAUUCCAGACUGUUACACAUUUGUAAUCACGAUCAUCCUGGACAAUAAGGCUCACAGUGGCAAAGUGAAGAUCAGUCUGGAUAACCAGGUCUCGAUCCAGGAGUGCAGAGACCCCAAUGUAUCUGGCCAUGCGGAAAAUUACACCCGGGUGGCCUUCGAUGUGGCUGUAGCGAUGAUUUGUGUCCUCUCUCUGGUGCUCUGUGGGCGCUCCAUUCUCCGAGGCAUUUUCCUGCAGCAUGAGUUUGUACAGUACUUUAAACACAAACUGAAUCGCAUGGUGUGUUGGGGGGACAGGAUGGAGUUCAUCAAUGGCUGGUACAUCCUGCUCAUCGUCAGUGACGUGCUCACCAUCACCGGCUCCAUCUUAAAGAUUGGCAUUGAGUUCAAGAACAUCUUGUCCUAUGACGUGUGUGGGAUUUUGUUGGGAACAUCAACCCUGUUGGUGUGGGUGGGGGUGAUUCGCUACCUCAGCUUCUUCCAGAAGUACAAUAUACUGAUCGUGACCUUGCGUGCAGCGUUCCCUAACGUGAUCCGUUUCUGCUGCUGUGUGGCAGCGAUCUAUCUGGGCUACUGCUUUUGCGGCUGGAUCGUUUUAGGACCGUACCAUGUCAAGUUCCGCUCUAUGUCCAUGGUGUCCGAGUGCCUGUUCUCUCUGAUAAACGGAGACGACAUGUUUGUCACCUUCAGCGGCAUGCAGGAGAGCAGCACCCUGGUGUGGGUCUUCAGCCAGGUGUACCUGUACACAUUUAUCUCUCUGUUCAUCUACAUGGUCCUCUCACUGUUCAUCGCCCUCAUCACCGGGGCAUACGAGACCAUCAAGCAACAAACUCAGGAGCCCUAUCACAUCACCGACUUGCACGCAUUCAUCGCCGAGUGUAAAGACACACCCUGCUCUGGAAAGUUCCGAGGCCUGGAGACGUCGCCGUGCUCCUUCUUUUGCUGCUGUGACAGGACAACCACCUACGAAGACGUUCUACUGGUGAACUAGUCGUUCAUCUACAGCUCUUAUGCACUCUGCUGGUGACGGUGUGAUGCUGCAUCCAUUCCAUGGUGAGAAACCGGGUAAAUACAGAUACCAAGUGCUGCAUCCAGUCCACGUUUACCUCCACAGACUCCUGACACACUGCAGGGGAGAGAAUUUUUCCUCCUGGAUGUGAUGGCGAAAAGGAAAUAAGAAAGACUCCUUCGUAUUUUUUCAGCUCGGCACAAAAAGAACAAAGCGAUACGAAGGACAAAGAAGCUAUUUCUGUCUGUCUCCUACUUCGAAGAGAGCAGCAUUGCGUUGGUGCAGUGCACAAGCAUUGUUCAGGAAAAUAGUGUAUUUUAGAAGGUCAGUGUUUUAUGUCGUAUUUAACAUGAUUUUAGUGUGCUGUUAACUUCGCAGGAGCUAAUGAAUUUAGUCUCAUCUCAUCUCAUUAUAUGCAUUGUUUUAUACGGAUAAGUCAUGGCUAACUUGUCAUUUUGAAGAAGAACGACCGUCAUUGCACCAUACCUCACUUUCACUACCCCACACAUCUCGGCUCAGCACGAAUCACUUCCUCAUUGUUCCUUACGAGAUUAAGCUGCCGUUAGUUCUAUAGUGAACUGUUUUGUAAGUUUCCCAUACAUUCCAGUGAUUUUGUAAAUUAUCUACUCAAACAAAUGACUUGGACCACCAACGUGCAACCGGUCGGGACAAGAACGCAUCCCUACAGGCUUAGUCGUGUCUCUUGCGCAUUCAAAAAUAAAGCGCCCUCUGUUGCACUAGCAUUCAAGCAUGUGCUUUGGAGUUAACGAUAAAGCGAUGAGCUGUAAUUGGGAUUUGCGCUUGAAAUGUUUAUCUUCUGCCAAAACUGCGUGCUUCGUGAGUGUCGUGCUUCUCUUGCCGCGUUCAAAGAAAUCCGUAAAUACGUUUUGCCGUUUCAGGCCCGAGACGCGCGCACUGGUUUAGAUAAGGUGGGUUUUAAUCGGGACGCGUUUGUAAAGAUUGAAGAAAUGCAAACUUUGGGAAAUAAGUUUUUUGGUUAGUUUGAGAAAAGGUUCUCUCACACUGAUGCUGCAGUUAUUAUAUUUUGGAUACACUGGAAAGGUUUCCGUCUGCUCUCCUGUGCCUGGAUGUAAAUGAGCUCAGCAGGGUGCAGCGUCGUUUCUUUAAGAUCCAGAACAAUAGGAUUCACUAAAUGACAGCAUCUGACCUACAUCAUGAACCGUAAACGUGUACGCUCUGUUCUGGGUUUUGGAGAUGUAGCCACAGCCACUGCAGCUAUGGGUCACUAUGGGGGUUGAGCUGAAUAUUACUGACAUUAAUAUUCCUGAAUGUUUUACCCAGAAGAGCUAAUCAAGUGGAAAUAGAGUGGAGUGUGACAGUUGCAGUGAUGCAGGCUGGAAACACGUUGUUUAUUUUCUUUUCUCAGUGAUGUUCAAGUCUGACUCAAUCAUGAUGUACAGAGUUUUAAUUUAUUCAUGUAUAUGUGUAUUGUAAUUAGUCUUUAUGUAUAUAAUGAGUUUUAAAUGCACCAAUAGUAAAGAGGAUGCAUUUAAUGGUAGAGACGCACAGUUUUUUGAAGGAGCCAAGGUUCCUUUUGAGGUUGAGCGAGUAUCUGUAGCCCUUAUUGCAAUCACUAUGACUAAUCAUUACAGUAGGAAGUGGGAAACUCACGAGAGAUCAGUGUAAAAAGGCUGGAAAAAGGAAGCUUUUGUAUCUCUCUCUCACACACACACACACACACACACACACAGACUCUGCUGAAGUAAUAUGUCCACUUGAAAUGGGUUUUUUUUUUUAAUAAGUGUGUGUGUGUAAUUUAUCACUGAGUUUAUAAAUAUUCUAUUUUGUCUUACCCAUGAUUCAUUUGUGCUUGGUGAAUAGAUUGCUGUUACAAGCAUCCAAUGUCUAGGGCUUGUUUUUAUUAUUAUUAUUAUUUUUUUUUUUAAUACAGCUGUUUCUGGACACUUUUUUUUUUUAAACAGAGCAAUGUGUUCAUCUCUGUUUUUUUUUUUUUUUAUUAUUGCUAAUCUCUAUCAUUUGAUACACAUCCAAUACAGAGAUUUUUUUUUUUCAGUUGUAGAUUUGUUUAUUUAAGGCCAAAAAAAAAAGAUGGUGUGUUUCAGGUAACAUGAAAUACUAAAAUAAGGUCGGUAGGUAGGAAAAAUUUUUUUUUUUUAUUUUGUUCGAAAAAAUUAACACAAGUUACAACAAGUAACAUCUUACAAAAUAGUAUUUUGGCACAGAAUCCUUUAUACCACACAUCAUAAUAAAAUAAAAGUGUUUUAAAUCUUUAAACUAAUAAAAAAAAAAUUGCAAGAGUUCGAGUUAUGAUCUACGGAAGCGUAUUGCUGCCACACUCAAAAAAAAUUGGCUUAGAAUCAAGUAAUUACGUGAAAAGAUAUUGUUAAAGUUAUCACGUUUUUACAAUAUAUUUAUCAUGUAAUAACAUCACGUAAUUUCAUGAUGCGAAAUUAUCACAUUAUUUCAUGAUAUUUUCAUGUAAUAACGUGAAAACACCUUAUCAAGAAAUAACGUGAAAAUAACGUCCUAGGCUAGGCUACUUCCAUUAAAAGCAGACGGCCUAGCCUAGCCUACUGUAGAACUUGGGUCGAGCAAAAACACCGAGCAAAAACAUGGCUGAAUCCUGAAUGACUCCUAUUUGUAUAAAAAUGGGACUACAUAGGCGGCAAAAUGUAGUGUUUUUCCCUGCCAUGGAGAUGCACUUGUAUACUGAAGAGGAAGCAAUUUGCAUUACAGCCGUGAAUGAGGAUUCAAAAUGGCGGCUCGGCUCAGUUUUCCCUUCCUCCUUCAGUAUACAAGUGCGCUUCCAUGUUUAUGCAGGAGGGCUGAUAGAAGUGGCGAAACAUUUUACUUUUUAUCGUUUCUUUCACAACUUGAAUGCGUUGAAACAAAAAAUUAUGACAAACUAACGCCGCUUAUACUAAAAUAUCGAGGGAAAUUUGUAAUAACUUUACGGUCGGCAAUUUCGACGCGGAAAUUCUCGAUCGGUCGGGUUACCGGAAACACACUUUUUUUUUUUUUUUUGGCCUAAUUUAAAACAGCGUCUGAGAAAAUCCUUGAAUCUUUUAUGGCACAUAACUAUUUUCUAUAAUGGGGUGGUUGAUUAGGGAUCUUGCUCUUUCCUCAUGAAAAAUGUAAACAUUUCUAAGUCUUUGCUAAAUUUGUCAUACAGUUUUCUGACUGACUUAAAUCCUGUGAAUAUUGAGUCAAUAUUAUUUUUGGCAGAUGUUUUUAAUACAGUUUUCUUGUCAAGAUCUCCACUUAUGUAUGUGAAAGUGCUUUUUAACUCUUCGCUGGUAUUUUCCCCCAUAACCCCUGAACUCUGCCACCUAUGGGAAUUAAAUAGAGCUACAUGUUCCAAUCUUUCUUUUUUUUUUCCCCACAGCUAAAACAGAUUCAGUGGAAAAAUAAGUGACUCAUGAGCAGUGUGUUUAUGCUGUAGUACUCCUAACUCAGUACUAGGUGGAAAACCGACACCCAUUCAAGUUUGUUUAUUUAGUUAGUUGAAGUCUAUGGAUUAAAGCAGAGGUUCUCAUUCUUUGUAACCAAGGAUCUCUAUAGCUGUAAAAUAAAUUCCACAGACCACCUUCGAACUAUAUUUAUUAGAGCCAUAUAACUUUUAUUCCUGAACUUUCCACUCACAAAACACAUGAGGUCUAGCUUGGCCUAGUAUUUAUUUAUACUUGAGUUCUUGAACUUUGGACCAAACCUACUCAAUUCAAACACACUUAUGUAAUACAUUUGAUUAUAGGUUGUGAUUUCCACUAGUAACAAAUUAUAAAAAUUAUAGACCCCCCUGGCUUUGCUUUAUGAACCACUGGAAGGGUUCAGCAGUGGUUCAGGUCCAGUCAUCAGAGCUGUUAUUGUGGCUUGGGAAUUUCAUACAAUUGGCAACCUUGCCAUGGAAAAAUAAAAUUGUUAAUCACAUUUAAA